UGGUGUACUUUUAUAUUUGACCUGCUAACACUGCAGCUAUAUAUAAAGCUGCUACCAUUUCACAAACUGAACUAAAAUAAUAGUGAAGAGAGGAAAACCAAAAUAGAAAGAAAAUAUACCAUGGCUUCUUCAAUUAGGAUCUCAAGGCUGCUAUCUCGUUCUUUUGUUUCUGCUUCCACUACUUCUGUGUUUUCUAGAGGUACUUUUGGUUACCUAGGUACAGGGCUCAGUAAAUACAGCACUGCUUCUGCCAUUGAAGAACCAAUUGAACCAUCAGUUAAAGUACAACACACCCAGCUCUUAAUUGAAGGAAAAUUUGUGGAUGCAGCUUCUGGCAAAACUUUUCCAACGUUGGACCCCAGGACAGGAGAAGUGAUUUCUCAUGUUGCUGAGGGUGACCAUGAAGAUGUUGAUCGUGCUGUUGCAGCUGCACGCAAAGCAUUCGAUCAUGGACCUUGGCCAAAGAUGACAGCCUAUGAAAGACAAAAGGUAUUAUUGCGUGCUGCUGAUCUGUUUGAAAAGCAUAAUGAUGAGCUUGCUGCACUUGAGACUUGGGAUAAUGGGAAGCCAUAUGCACAAUCUGCUCAAAUUGAAAUUCCAAUGCUGGUUCGCCUGUUUCGAUACUAUGCUGGUUGGGCAGAUAAGAUUCAUGGUCUCACAGUUCCAGCUGAUGGACCAUAUCAUGUGCAAACAUUGCAUGAACCCAUUGGUGUUGCGGGUCAAAUCAUUCCAUGGAACUUCCCACUUCUCAUGUUUGCCUGGAAGGUUGGCCCAGCAUUGGCCUGUGGUAACACUAUUGUUCUGAAAACAGCUGAGCAGACACCAUUAUCUGCUUUAUAUGCAACUAAGUUACUUCAUGAGGCUGGGCUUCCUCCUGGUGUUUUAAAUAUAAUAUCUGGCUUUGGUCCAACUGCUGGUGCUGCUCUUGCUAGUCACAUGGAUGUAGAUAAGAUUGCUUUUACAGGUUCAACUAGUACCGGAAAAAUUGUCCUUGAACUUGCUGCAAAGAGCAAUCUUAAGGCUGUAACUUUGGAGCUUGGUGGGAAAUCCCCUUUUAUUGUAUGCGAAGAUGCUGAUAUAGAUCAGGCUGUUGAGCUAGCACACUUUGCAUUGUUCUUUAAUCAGGGACAAUGCUGCUGUGCUGGGUCUCGAACAUUUGUACAUGAACGUGUGUACGAUGAGUUUAUUGAGAAAGCAAAGGCACGUGCUUUGAAGCGUACUGUUGGUGAUCCAUUCAAAGAGGGAAUAGAGCAAGGUCCUCAGAUUGAUUCAGAACAAUUUGAGAAAAUACUGAAGUACAUUAGAUCCGGUGUUGAAAGUGGAGCUACCCUUGAAACUGGAGGGGAGAGAUUUGGCAACAAGGGCUUCUAUGUUCAGCCUACUGUGUUCUCAAAUGUUCAGGAUGGCAUGCUGAUUGCAAAGGAUGAGAUAUUCGGGCCAGUGCAAUCCAUAUUAAAAUUCAAUGAUAUUGGUGAGGUGAUUCGUAGAGCAAAUGCCACACGCUAUGGUCUUGCAGCAGGGGUGUUUACAAAGGACAUUGACACUGCAAACACAUUGACUCGAGCAUUGAGAGCAGGAACAGUGUGGGUGAACUGCUUCGAUACAUUUGAUGCAGCAAUUCCUUUUGGAGGGUAUAAGAUGAGUGGACAGGGAAGAGAAAAAGGAGAAUACAGUCUUAAGAACUACUUGCAAGUGAAGGCUGUUGUUACACCCUUGAAGAACCCAGCAUGGCUUUGAAACAACAUCAAUAGCUUCUUCUCCUCUAUCUGAUGAAAAGAUUAAUAAAUAGGCUCCAAUGAUAAUGAUGAUAAAAUCAUGUUUAUCUUUCAUCCAAGAUUCUGGCAAUGUUGAUUUUUUCUUUUUCUUUUUCUUUUUCUUGGUGGGAUACUUGAAUCAAUUAUCUUUUUUUGUUAUUAUUAAUACUCUGUUAUAAAAUUCUAUU
Messenger RNA from Gastrolobium bilobum, 1942 nucleotides. RefSeq names its product benzaldehyde dehydrogenase, mitochondrial-like. Gene Ontology annotation, molecular function: aldehyde dehydrogenase (NAD+) activity. Bases 121 to 1737 code for a protein of 538 amino acids. The record is from RefSeq and is a predicted model, not a curated record. NCBI's taxonomy places the organism in Eukaryota, Viridiplantae, Streptophyta, Magnoliopsida, Fabales, Fabaceae. The transcript has 11 exons.